AAGUCUUAGGAAGAAACACAAAACUUGUUAUAUUCUUGUUCAAUAGUAAUAGUGUGUUCUUCCUAACACUACUCCUUUUAUUUCUCUUCUUCUUAUUCUUGUAAUUAAGAAAGAAGAAAAAAAAUGGGGAGUGAAAAGGUUGGAAGUUGUGGAAAAUUGAUAGAGAGCUCAAAACCGUAUUUUGCAAUGAUGUCAUUACAAUUUGGAUAUGCUGGCAUGAAUGUUAUUACUAAGCUUUCUCUUAAUCAAGGCAUGAGCCACUAUGUCCUUGUGGUUUAUCGCCAUGCCUUUGCAGCUGCUAGCAUUGCCCCAUUUGCCCUUCUUUUUGAAAGGAAAGGUCAACCAAAGAUAACAUUCUCAGUUUUCAUGCAACUUUUCAUUCUAGCUCUGCUUGGGCCAGUGAUUGAUCAAAAUUUUUACUAUGCUGGGUUGAAGCUUACAUCCCCAACCUUUUCAUGUGCAAUGAGCAACAUGCUUCCGGCCAUGACUUUCGUUAUGGCAGUUAUAUGCCGGAUGGAAAAGAUAGACAUGAAGAAAGUGAGAUGUCAAGCUAAGGUAGUGGGAACAUUAGUGACAGUUGGUGGGGCAAUGUUGAUGACAUUAUACAAAGGACCUAUCAUGGAAUUGGUAUGGGCCAAACAUAGAGAAACUCAUCACAACAACACCAAUUCUUCAUCAUCAACAACCUCCAAAGGUUCUUCCGAAAGAGAUUGGUUCUUAGGAUGCACUUUCCUCAUCAUUGCUACCCUUGCCUGGGCUUCCCUCUUUGUUCUACAAAGUAAAUUCCUGACAUCACUUAUCUGCUUCAUAGGAACUCUUCAAGCUACUGCAGUUACUUUUGUUAUGGAACACAAUCCUUCUGUUUGGAGAAUUGGCUGGGACAUGAACUUACUUGCUGCAGCAUAUGCUGGGAUUGUGACAUCAAGUAUAUCAUACUAUGUACAAGGGUUGGUAAUUAAGAAGAAGGGACCUGUCUUUGCAACUGCCUUUAGCCCUCUUAUGAUGAUCAUUGUUGCCAUCAUGGGCUCCUUCAUCCUUGCUGAGCAAAUUUAUCUUGGAGGUGUGGUUGGUUCCAUCUUGAUUGUAAUAGGCUUAUACUCUGUUCUAUGGGGAAAGCACAAAGAACAAAUAGAAACCGAAAUGGGACAUCAUGAUAAUGGUAUACAUUUGCCUGUUACAAAAGGUAGUGCUCAAAAUUUUGCAAAUGAAGACUCAAAAAUUGAUGCCACAGUAGAUCAUUGCACCCAAGAAAAUUUCGGUCACAAAGAAGAAGUCAACAAGGAGAAGCACUCCUCUUCGGUUGUAAUAAGCAUGACUAACCAAGAGACAAAUAAAUAAAGGCUUAAAAUUAAAGUUAAAAAAAUAUGUUGAGUAGGAAAUGUUAACCCCUUUUUUUUAUUUCUCAUCAGCCCAGGAAAAAAUUACCAACAACUUUGUUACCUUACUUGUAGCAAUUUUAAUUUUCCUUUUACCAAGGAUUAUUAUUGUAUGUAAAAAGGAUGUUACGUUGUUGGUUUUGUUAUUUGUAUCAACAAAUAAUUAUAUGACUCUUGUGAGAUUCCAACUAAUCGAUAUGUAUAAGAGAAUCAUGUUUUUAAUUUCUCCUUC
Messenger RNA from Arachis duranensis, 1608 nucleotides. Its product is annotated as WAT1-related protein At5g07050. Lineage: Eukaryota; Viridiplantae; Streptophyta; Magnoliopsida; Fabales; Fabaceae. Gene Ontology annotation, molecular function: transmembrane transporter activity. Gene Ontology annotation, cellular component: plasma membrane. The transcript is spliced from 8 exons. The record is from RefSeq and is a predicted model, not a curated record. Bases 124 to 1338 code for a protein of 404 amino acids.